UGUUCUCUGAUUGGUCUGACUGUUAGUGUUAAGGAUUGGUAGCCAAUCAAUACAUGUUAUAAGUAGUUUCGCAUUGACUAUAUACCUUUGUCAGCUCUUGUUAUACAGGUUUACUGGAGAGAAAGUUUUUUCACAACAAACCAAAUCGUUUAUGAACAACUGGUUACCCGGAGGUAGUAUUCCAUAUACUCCAGAAGGUCUGGUUUUUCGUCAUGAAUGGGGCUCUCUCAGAUACUCGUCGUCAACAGCAUUUAUUGCACUAGUGGCAUCGGCUUAUGGAAUAAGGACAAUACCAUAUCAGAGUUGGGCAAAAGAACAGAUAGGAUACAUACUUGGUGAUACUGGCAAAAGCUACGUGGUUGGCUACGGUGACGACCCCCCUCAGCGCCCCCACCACAGAGCAAGUUCCUGUCCUUUGCCACCUCAAAAAUGCGGAUGGGGUAUCCAUGGUUACGCCUCUCCUGAUCCUAACCCACAUGUAUUAUAUGGGGCGAUGGUUGGUGGCCCUGACAAAUUGGACCAGUUUGCUGACUCGCGGUCUGAUUACAUGCACAAUGAGGUGGCUCUGGAUUUCAACGCUGGCUUCCAGUCAGCCAUUGCAGGACUGAAACACUUCCAGCUGAACACAUGAAGGCGCACUUCACGCUGGCAGAGUAUCAAGGACACACACACAGAUGACAUGGAUUUGGUUGAAUGAAGUACAACAUCCAACAUUGUUAAACCUACACCAUUACGUGUUCUAUACCUGCCACUUCAACGAAAUUGAAAUUUCAUAGCUAUGUUUUACUAUAUUACGUUAUUAAACUCACGAUUUAUAAUA
Molecule: messenger RNA, 820 nt
Organism: Saccoglossus kowalevskii
Lineage: Eukaryota; Metazoa; Hemichordata; Enteropneusta; Harrimaniidae
Biological process (GO): carbohydrate metabolic process
Molecular function (GO): hydrolase activity, hydrolyzing O-glycosyl compounds
Source: RefSeq, a predicted model, not a curated record